Molecule: messenger RNA, 390 nt
Organism: Gambusia affinis (western mosquitofish)
Lineage: Eukaryota; Metazoa; Chordata; Actinopteri; Cyprinodontiformes; Poeciliidae
Gene: dnase1l1l
Product: deoxyribonuclease I-like 1-like
Exons: 3
Coding region: 1-390 (129 amino acids)
Biological process (GO): DNA catabolic process
Cellular component (GO): nucleus
Molecular function (GO): DNA nuclease activity
Source: RefSeq, a predicted model, not a curated record
AUGCUAAAGGUCAAGGAGCGCUUCCAGCAUCCUAAACUGGAGGCAAAGGGAACCAAUGAGACGGACGUUUUCUCCAGAGAGCCUUUUGUCAUCCGUGUUCACUCCUCCACUACAUUGGUGAAGGAUUUUGUCCUUGUUGGGCAACACACAUGUCCAAAAACAGCCAUGCAGGAGAUCGAUGAGCUGUACGGUGUUGUCAAGCAGAUUCACAAGAAAUGGAAAACUGAGAAUGUGAUCAUCCUGGGGGACCUAAACGCUGCCUGCAGCUACGUCACCGUCAAAGGGUGGAAGGCCGUGCGCCUCAGGAACGAUCCCAGAUUUCACUGGCUAAUUGGAGACGAGCAGGACACGACGGUCAGAGAGAAGACCCGGUGCGCCUACGACAGGUGA